GCACAAUCCCUCUCUCCGAGAAAUUCCCCGGAUCAAAAAGGUGGAGAGUGAUGGAAUGAAUCAAACAUCUCAUAAGAGAAACUGGAAGUGAGAGUCCUUUAAAUUCUGCAUCAUAUUAUUUUACUGUUACUUGCUAGAAAAUUCCCUUAUAUCACACAUAAAAUGGCGUGGGAAGAACCUCGAAAGACUGGUAUGGUGUACCGCCGCUUGGGCAAUUCCGGACUACAUGUUUCGGCAAUUGGACUGGGAGGAUGGCUUACUUACGGUGGUCAUGUUGGCGAUGAGAGAGCAUUUGAGUGUAUGAAGCAAGCAUAUGAUCUUGGUGUCAACUUUUUCGACUCGGCUGAGAACUACACCGCGGGUAAAUCGGAAAUCGUGAUGGGAAAGGCCAUUAAGAAGUAUGGAUGGAAACGAAGUGAUCUUGUCAUCACCACCAAGAUCAACUGGGGCGCAGUCAACGGCGAGAUCCUAGUGAACAACCACGGGCUCUCACGCAAGCACAUCAUCGAAGGCCUCGAGGCAUCCCUGCAACGCCUCGACCUUAAAUACGUAGACAUUGUGUACGCCCACCGCCCCGACCGCCUCACGCCCAUGGAAGAAACCGUCCGCGCCUUCAACUACGUCAUCGACCACGGCAUGGCGCUCUAUUGGGGCACCUCAGAAUGGAGCGCCGACGAAAUCGCUGAAGCAAUCGGCAUCGCCAAGGACCUGCGCAUGAUCGGCCCCAUCGUCGAGCAGCCCCUGUACAACAUCCUCGACCGCCAAAAGGUCGAAGGCGAAUUCCAAAGGCUCUACCCGCGCUUCGGCCUCGGUUUGACAGUGUUCAGUCCCAUCAAGAUGGGGCUUUUGAGCGGGAAGUACAACGAUGCUGUCGAUGCGCCGCCUUCGGAUUCCAGGUUCGCUACGAGCGAGGAUGGCUUUGCUGAGUUUAUGAGGAAGCAGUAUGGGAAUGAGCCGUGGAGGGAGAAUAUCGCCAAGGUUAAGAAGUUGAAGGUGGUUGCGGAUAAAUUGGGGGUUACGCAGAGCCAGUUGGCGUUGGCGUGGUGUUUGAAGAAUCCAAACGUAACAAGUGUGAUUACGGGCGCCAGCAGGCCCGAGCAGAUCGUGGAGAAUGUGAAAGCGUUGCAGGUGCUGGAGAAGAUGACAGCGGAGGUUAUGGGAGAGAUUGAUGGGAUUGCGGGGAAUAAGGUUGAGUUGGAUCCGGCGAGGCAGAGUUAGAUGGGGUACGUAUGAUUGUAGGAGAAAACAUACUGGAGCUGGUUCGGACUUGGUCUCAUUUCAUCACAUGAUCCCCCGAGGGCAAGCUCAUGGUAUAUUCAUUUCUGUGCAGUGGAGUGGCAAUAUGGCUCGUCCACGUCGUAGGAACUCUUAAGACAAGUAACCCCUGGCUCAACUAGCUCAAGUAGAUAGGCGUCAACACCACCUACCCAU
Pseudomassariella vexata is the source of this 1431-nucleotide messenger RNA. Its product is annotated as NADP-dependent oxidoreductase domain-containing protein. The coding region runs from base 163 to 1218 and encodes 351 amino acids. The record is from RefSeq and is a predicted model, not a curated record. Lineage: Eukaryota; Fungi; Ascomycota; Sordariomycetes; Amphisphaeriales; Pseudomassariaceae. The transcript has 6 exons.